UUGGUCCUCUAUAAAUACAUUCAAUAAAGUUUAUUACGAAAAAAAGAAGAAUAUCUAGAUCUCAUUAAUUAAUUUCUUCCAGCAUAUGGGAAGUUUUUUAUGAGACACAAGUGAAGAAAAAAAUCUAGGAAUCACACAGAAAUUCAUACGCUACAUAAUACCGACUUCCGGAGUAAGAAAGACCCAGGCGACUCGGGGCGCCGGACAAAAAACCGGCGUCUUUCUUCUCUAUACAAUCAUCCUUCUACGGCCAAAACCUCGUCAGCUUCAAAUGCCUCCAAAGAGUGAGCCGUGCCGGAAUUUCAUCCGUGGAAGCUGUCGUUAUGGUGAUCGUUGCAAAUUUCUUCAUGCUUCCCAACAACAGUCCAAACCAAAUGUGUUUGGAUUCGGGAGCCAAAAUAGCGCACAAUAUCAAAGGUCGAAUUUUCAGCAGCAGCAGAGUCCCAAUCCUUUUGGGUUUGGUGUUCAGAGUAACUAUCAGUCAAGAGAAGUUGGUAUUGGAUUGAAAUCAAAUCAGAACAAGCCAUUUGAAAAUAAGUGGACACGUUCAUCUGCCAAUGCUAGUACCCCCCCUACACGUCAACAGGACAGUCAGCAGACAGCACCUAAUCAUAUAUGCACAGAUCAAGAGUCUUGCAAACGUCAAAUCAUUGAAGAUUUUCAAAAUGAGAAGCCUCUUUGGAUCCUUACCAGCUAUGGUCACCUAAAAAGUGGUCCCUGUGAUGUUGCGGGUGAUAUUAGCUACGAAGAACUACGGUUAGCAGCAUAUGAAGAUGCUAGACGUGGUGCGAACUUGCAAUCAAUUGUUGAAAGGGAGAGAGGUCUAAUUAGAUCCAAGCUAGCUGAAUUAGAGUGCUUAGUGCGUAAUAAUAGUCCAGCUCCGUCAAAUUCAAUGUUUGGCUCUCAGAGUUCUUUAUUUGGGCCUAGUCAAAAUGCUCCAACAAGUGCUCAUAGUCCUCCAUCUGCCUCAAGUUUUGGUCAGCUAGGUGCAUUAAGUCCUCCAUCUGCCUCAAGUUUUAGUCAGCUAGGUGCAAUGAGUCCUCCAUCUGCCUCAAGCUUUGGUCAGCUAGGUGCAUUAUUAAACUCAGGGCAAUCAGUUCCUCCAAAUAACACUCUGCAGCAGUCAAAUCCCUUCCCUCAGAUGUCUUUCGGAAAUGCAGGCGCAUUUGGAAGUCAGUUUGGUGCUCCGUCAGUUCGUAGCCCCUUCACCUCCAGUUCUGCAACCUUAAACAAUGGCCUAACUAGUGAGCAAUCGCUUGGCAAUGCUGGAUUAGUUAAAUGUUUGACCUAGUUGCAUAGAUGAGGGACUGAGACUUUGAGAGGACAUUUGGGAGGAUUUGAUUGUAUGUUAAGAGAAGUACACUGUAAAGAACAGGAACCCGAAGGUACCUGUACCUGCUGAUCUAAAAGAUAGCAUUUGGGGUAAGGAAUGGAAGAUUGGAGAGAUCCCAGAAGAAGCCCCCCCAGAUGAAUACGUCUUCUAGUGUUGCUUAUAUCAUGUGCCCAUCCAUAAACUGCUUCUCAUUCACAUGUCUCCAUAGAAAGAACAGGCUGGUUUACGAGAUUAUUCAUGGGAAUUAUGGCUGCUGAGCACGUGUUUUGGAGCAUGUAUUUUUCUUUCUUUCUUUGUACGAUAGUAUGUACUAUGUAGGAUCGCUUUUUUAUUUCAUUUCUCACAUUAAAAGCGUUUCGACAAGAAUGCUAGAACAGUUUCUUGGACGUAAGUUUUGGACUUUUGGUUUAGAAAAUUUAUUAGAAUUAUUAGCUUAACAACCGUCAUCACACUCGAACAUAUUCUAUUCAUUAUAUUUUAAUUUUAUCAUAAAAGAUUCAAAGUUUCAUUUUCU
This is a messenger RNA of Cuscuta epithymum, 1847 nucleotides long. Lineage: Eukaryota; Viridiplantae; Streptophyta; Magnoliopsida; Solanales; Convolvulaceae. The record is from the annotation of a GenBank genome assembly.